Molecule: messenger RNA, 1639 nt
Organism: Amaranthus tricolor (Joseph's coat)
Lineage: Eukaryota; Viridiplantae; Streptophyta; Magnoliopsida; Caryophyllales; Amaranthaceae
Exons: 2
Coding region: 106-1431 (441 amino acids)
Molecular function (GO): zinc ion binding
Source: RefSeq, a predicted model, not a curated record
AACGUGUCAGCUGGGCACAUUCAUUUGACAUCUUCCGUGAUUAACAAUCUUAUUAGAAAUUGUGUUGCUCAAGACCCAUCAAUUAAGGUCUCUGUUGUGCGUCAGAUGGUGAAAGACCAAUUCGGUGUCAAAGUGACCUAUAAGCGGGCAUGGUGUGCUAAACAGCAAGCCCUUCUCUCCAUCUAUGGUACAUGGGAAGAUUCUUAUCCUCUUCUUCCACGGUUCUUGAAGGCACUGCAAAUUUCAAACCCCGGGACCGUAGUUGAGUGGUUCUUUAAGGAAGAUAAUGAUGCCGGUGUGUAUGUCCGUCCUAGUAUUAGAACUUUCCAACACGUGUUUUGGGCUUUCCAACCUAGUAUUGAGGGAUUCAAGUAUUGCAAACCCGUUAAUGCCAUUGACGGAACACAUUUUUAUGGUAAGUAUCGCCAUACGUUGUUGACUGCCAUUGCCCAAGAUGGGAACAAGGGAAUCUUCCCGCUUGCCAUUGCCUUGGUCGAAAAAGAAUGCAUAGCCGCGUGGUCUUGGUUUAUGGCCUGUGUUCGUAAGCAUGUGAUGCAUAGUCCAGGGUUAUGUGUUAUUUCCGAUAGACAUGCGGGCAUUCUAGCAACCAUGGAGGAGCCGAAAUGGCAACCUUCGAACGCCCAUCAUAGGUUUUGCUUGCGGCAUUUGUUAAGUAACUUCAACCGCCAAAUGGGUAAUGUGAAGUUGAAGAAGAUGUGUGGAAGGACUGCAGAGCAAAGACAACCACAUAAGGUCGUCGAGGAAUUGAAGGCCAUUGGUGUUGCUAAUCGGGAAGCACUUUUUUGGAUUGAUCAAGGUGGUGAAAUGUGUAAAUGGUCAAUAUGUCACGAUGGAGGGUAUAGGUAUGGUGUUACUAAUACCAACUUGGCCGAAGUAUUCAAUAACGUGAUGAAGCAUGUACGUUUCUUGCCUAUAACCACUCUUGUGGAGUUCACCUUCUAUCGUGUUAAUGAUUACUUUGUUAAAAGACGUGAGAAUGCGUACGCGUGGCAAAUUGGGGGAAAUAAAUACACUUCACACGCCACUAGGAUUAUCACCCGUAACACCGAGAAGACAAACUACCAUAAGAUCGUCGCAUUUGACUACAGACGAGGCCUUUUCCAAGUUAAGACUGGACGUGGUAAUAGAGGAUCCGCCAAAGGUGGUAAAAUACAAAGUGUAGAUAUGAGAGAGAUGAAAUGCACUUGUAACAAACCAUCCAUAUAUCACAUACCUUGUUCUCAUGUUCUUGCCGUAUGUAUUAAACGACACUUAUCCUACGAGCGUUUUGUGGACUCCUGCUACACGACACAGAGCUAUGUUAACACAUAUGAAUCCAUAUUCUUGCCGUUGAUUGAUAAGAGGUCAUGGCCUCAAUACACCGGUGUUGAGGUGCUACACGAUCCAGAUUACAUUCGUGGAUUAGGAUGACCUAAGUCCAGGAUGAUCACGAACGAAAUGGACGAAGGAUCGCGGAGACGCAACGCUUGUCGACGGUGUGGUAGUGACGGUCACAACACUAGAACUUGCACGUCAAGCAGAGAUGGAUCCAGCAGCUACAGGCCCUCUCGACCCUAGUGUCCUUACGAUGCAGGCGAAUCAUAGGAGCAUUAGAAUACUGUUAGUAUAUAUUGAACAU